AUGAGGAUACCAAAAGAACUGGAAAAGUUGAUGUUUUUUGGAAUCUUUUUGUGCCUGGAUGCUUUUCUGUAUGUAUUCACCCUGCUUCCUUUGAGAGUUUUUCUGGCAAUGUUCCGGUUCAUCACUUUGCCUUGCUAUGGCUUACGCUUUCAUCGGGGCGUAACAGCAAGUGAUAGACGUUUGCUACAACCUGCUCAGGUAUGUGACAUUCUCAAAGGAGUUAUAUUGGUCAUCUGCUACUUCAUGAUGCACUAUGUUGACUACUCUAUGAUGUAUCAUCUGAUAAGGGGACAGUCUGUCAUAAAGCUCUACAUCAUCUAUAACAUGCUGGAGGUGGCUGAUCGUCUGUUUUCUUCAUUUGGACAAGAUAUUUUGGAUGCUCUUUAUUGGACAGCUACAGAACCUAAGGAAAGAAAAAGAGCUCACAUAGGUGUGAUUCCUCACUUCUUCAUGGCAGUGCUGUAUGUCUUCCUGCAUGCUAUUCUUAUAAUGGUUCAAGCAACAACCCUUAAUGUGGCCUUCAACUCCCACAAUAAAUCACUGCUUACCAUCAUGAUGUCCAAUAAUUUCGUUGAAAUAAAAGGAAGUGUUUUCAAGAAGUUUGAGAAGAACAAUCUUUUUCAGAUGUCAAAUAGCGAUAUAAAGGAGAGGUUCACCAAUUACGUGCUGCUGUUAAUUGUUUGUCUAAGAAAUAUGGAACAGUUCUCAUGGAAUCCAGAUCAUCUUUGGGUGUUAUUCCCGGAUGUUUGCAUGGUGGUUGCUUCAGAAAUUGCAGUGGAUAUUGUGAAACAUGCCUUUAUAACAAAGUUCAAUGACAUCACAGCUGAUGUCUACAGUGAAUACAGAGCCAGCCUUGCAUUUGACCUUGUUAGCAGUCGACAGAAAAAUGCAUACACAGAUUAUAGUGAUUCGGUUUCCAGAAGGAUGGGUUUUAUUCCUCUUCCACUGGCUGUUUUACUCAUCAGAGUCGUAACAAGCUCAAUAAAAGUACAGGGAGUCUUAGCUUAUGUUUGUGUUGUGCUGUUCUACUGUGGGUUAAUAUCGCUGAAAGUCCUUAACAGUAUUGUAUUGCUGGGGAAAUCAUGUCAAUAUGUAAAGGAGGCAAAAAUGGAGGAGAAAUUAUUCAAUCCUGUCCUGACUGCCACCCCAGGGAAGCCAGCUGGCAAACAGCAGAGCACGUUUAAAUCUACCCAAGGAAUUUCCACAGAUGAAAAUGGCUCUACAUCAGUUACCAGUCAACCUGUGCACCAGGAGAACUCACCGUCUUUACUUGUAACAAGCAAUUCUGAUCAAUUUCUGACAACUCCUGAUGGAGAAGAAAAAGAUAUAAGCCAAGACAGUUCAGAAUUAAAACACAGGUCUGCAAAGAAAGACUUGCUGGAGAUAGACAGGUUUACUAUUUGUGGAAACAGAAUUGACUAAGAUUUUUUUAUUUUAAUCAAUGUGCUAAGGAUACUGAGCUGUUGGGACAGCAAAUGCUACCAGAAUGGACAGUUGCCAAAAAAGGCACAUAAAUAUUUAUUUAAAAACUUAAAUUAUUAAUGGCAAAAAAUAUUAAUUUCUAUCUACAAGUAACUUGGCUUGGUAUCUGGUCAGGUCAAGUAAGUGAUCUUUAACUUGCCUCUUGGAAAAUGUGCUGGAUCGUGAGUCUCUAGCCUGGUGGCAGAGCUGCAGUAUCACUUUCUGGAAAAUAGACUGGGAAAAAAGCAUAAGCCUGUUCUGCGUUAUGAAACCGUGCUUCCAGAACAUACGACUUUCCUGAAGGUUCCUCCAGUGUAAGGAUAUUCCUGGAAAUGUAUGCAACUUGAGCGGGAGCUUGCCUUUCCAGUUACCUUGUUUUAUUAAACAUCUGCAAGCAGAAUCCAAAACUUGUGCUUAUAUCAACAAAUGCAUAAAACAUUGGUACAUAAAACAGUAAGUCAAGAUAGUUACUCCUGUCAACAGAAAUCUUUUCAAGAUGUAUCUUGAAAAUCUUGUAAUCAGAAUAAAAUUUUGCCUUUA
Nestor notabilis (Kea) is the source of this 2001-nucleotide messenger RNA. It is a transcript of the gene TAPT1, whose product is annotated as transmembrane anterior posterior transformation 1. Gene Ontology annotation, cellular component: endoplasmic reticulum membrane; ciliary basal body. Bases 1 to 1422 code for a protein of 473 amino acids. Gene Ontology annotation, biological process: positive regulation of cilium assembly; maintenance of protein localization in endoplasmic reticulum. The record is from RefSeq and is a predicted model, not a curated record. The transcript has 14 exons. Lineage: Eukaryota; Metazoa; Chordata; Aves; Psittaciformes; Psittacidae.